This is a messenger RNA of Papilio polytes (common Mormon), 2620 nucleotides long. It is a transcript of the gene Naa35, whose product is annotated as N-alpha-acetyltransferase 35, NatC auxiliary subunit. Gene Ontology annotation, biological process: N-terminal peptidyl-methionine acetylation. NCBI's taxonomy places the organism in Eukaryota, Metazoa, Arthropoda, Insecta, Lepidoptera, Papilionidae. The transcript has 14 exons. Gene Ontology annotation, cellular component: NatC complex. The record is from RefSeq and is a predicted model, not a curated record. The coding region runs from base 99 to 2234 and encodes 711 amino acids.
GAAUGCUUGUCAUCUGUCAAUGUCAAAGAGGAUGAAAAGCGGGUGUUUUUAUUGUGGCAAAUUAUUUUUUUUACAUUUGUGAUUAAAUUAAAUGGGUCAUGGAUUCAUUACCAGUCUCACCUGAAGUCACCUACAAUUGGGUAGACAUAACUUCAGAUUUCUUUAAACAUAUUGAAGAUCUUAAAUUGGGAGAAUUACUCCAUGAUGGUCAUCUCUUUGGUUUAUUUGAAGCCAUGUCAGCUAUUGAGAUGAUGGAUCCUAAGAUGGAUGCAGGAAUGCUUUGCAAUCGGGGGAAUCCAAAACCACUGAAUUUUCCACAGGCUGUUGCUAGUGGAAAACUAAAAAUUGAUGACUUAGAACCUAGUGAGUUAAUAGGUAUUAUUGAUGCUACGAUGGCCUGCAUCGUCUCUUGGCUGGAAGGACAUUCACUAGCACAGACGGUGUUCACCAAUCUCUAUCUACAUCAGCCACAUUCUAUUAUAAAUAAAACAUUGAAAGCAUACUGCAUCGCUGUCUACAAGCUGUUAGACUGUAUACGAGAUUGUAUUACCAAAGCGCAAGUAUUUGAAGAGGAAGACUUCCUACCGAUGGGUUACGGCUAUCGUCUUGGCUCUAAUCCUCAAAUGGGCAGCGCAUAUGAUGCUAGUCUCGAAGUCAGUGAACAAAAAUGUAUUGCAAUGCUGAGAGAGCAAGAGGAAGAUCUGAAUAAGAAAUCACGGAGUUUUGAUGAUGAUGAUGCAAAUAAUCUGUGGCCGGCUUUGGCGGCUAGAAUUCGCUUCACUAGAAUGAUCUAUCAAGCUCUUCUAGUGAUAACAAAACGAGAUUCCCAGUCUGGGGCAGAUUGCGUUGCCCUACUUAAUGGGUGCUCCGAAAUGAUGAAAAUCAUUAUUAAAACAGCGGGGAAAGGAACACAGCCUGUGGAGAAUUCGGAUUCUCCUAAUCCUAUGGGUUUCGAGCCGAUGAUAAACCAGCGGCUGUUGCCGCCGACGUUCCCGCGCUACACGCGCAUCAAGCCGCGCGCCGCCGCGCUGCUCUACUUCGACGACCUCGUCGCACGCCUGCGCCACGCCUGGAAGAUCACCUCCUGCACCAACUUUCAUACUGCACUCGAUUUCUUCAUGGAGUUCAGUCGACAGCGGUCGUGCAUCCUGUCGCGGUCCGCGCUGCAGCUGCUGUACCUGAGCCCGUCGCCCGCCACCUCCCUCAGCGUGGCCGCCACCGCGCCGCCGCGCCCGCAUCCCUUCGUCGAGAUACUGCGCGAGUCCAUACGCAGCUUCGUCAACCCCCCCGCACUCGCCCUCAAGUCACCCGCUGGGACCACCCCUCAGGGUCGUGAGUUGGUAGAGAAGUUUCUGGUGCGGUGCGUGCGACCGUUUGCGGUGUUGCUGCAGGUGUGCGGACACAACCGCGCGCGCCAGCGGGACAAGCUGGCGCUCCUGCUGGACGAGUUCGCCGCGCUGCAGGAAGAGGCGGAGAGCGUGGACGCGCUGCUGGUGGGGGGCGCGGGCGCGGGCGCGGGGGCGGUGGCGGGCGCGGGCGCGGGGCGCUCCUGCCUCGGCACGUGGCUGCUGUACCACGUGCUGCGCGUCAUGAUCGCCUACCUGCUGGCCGGCCUCGAGCUGGAGCUCUACAGCGUGCACGAGUACCACUACAUAUUCUGGUACUUGUACGAGUUCCUGUACGGGUGGCUGGUGUCGGCGCUGGGGCGCGCGGCGGCGCUGGCGGGCGAGGCGCGGCGCGACUGCAAGCGGGGCGCGCGCAAGCACAAGAAGCGGGCACGGCACGCGCGCGAGGGCCUCAUGUGCCAGGUGCUGCAGAAUAUGUGCGGAGGCUACUAUAAGGCGCUGGUGGCGUUCAAGCUGCAAGGCAAGGUGCGGCAGCCGCGCUGCGCCUUCGACAGCGAGGCGGUGCGCUACAAGCACCGCUUCGCGCCGCUGGCCGUGCUCACGCCGCCGCAGGUGCACUACCACGAGUUCUGCGAGAUGACGCAGCCGCUCAAAUACGAAAAUCCCGUGAUCCUGUAUUUAGGCGGCUGCAAACAUUUCCAACAAGCGCGGACUGUUCUAGAAUCUAUAACAACACCAGAUCAAGAGGUAACAGAUCUGCUGAAAGUGGCCAAAACUAAUUUUGUAGUUUUAAAACUAUUGGCUGGCGGACACAAGCGCGACUCCACCGCGCCGCCGGAGUUCGACUUCUCCGUACAUAGACAUUUCCCCAUCAUAAAACUAGUCUAAAUAUAUUUAAAUCACUUUUUAAUAUUAUGUCUUGUAUGAAUUUCUAAAAAAAAUUCAAUAUUUCUCUUAAAUGUAUCAUUAAUAGUAAAUAAGUAAAUAUUUCUAUCGGCUUAUCAAAUUUCACAUUCGAUUUUUCACACUUUUUAUGAAUUAUGAUUUUUUAACGUAUUUUUUUGCUUGUUCGUAAUUAAAUAUAUUAUUUUUAUCACAGAUAAUAAAUACUAUGCUAGUCGUCAAAAUCGACAAAAUCACUCGUGUUUAUAAUCUACAGUGAAAAUUAGAAAACUAUUCGAUUUUAUUAUGAACUAUAUAAAACUUGAUGUAUUGUGUUUAGUGAAUAAUUAAAACAUUUAACAUUUAAAAAAACAAUCGUAAUAUGUAAAUAA